This is a messenger RNA of Callorhinchus milii (elephant shark), 3134 nucleotides long. It is a transcript of the gene dlg3, whose product is annotated as discs, large homolog 3 (Drosophila). The transcript is spliced from 21 exons. Gene Ontology annotation, molecular function: kinase binding. Gene Ontology annotation, biological process: chemical synaptic transmission. Bases 16 to 2577 code for a protein of 853 amino acids. Gene Ontology annotation, cellular component: postsynaptic density membrane; neuron projection; neuromuscular junction. The record is from RefSeq and is a predicted model, not a curated record. Lineage: Eukaryota; Metazoa; Chordata; Chondrichthyes; Chimaeriformes; Callorhinchidae.
ACGUUAGUGACGGUCAUGAAAGCCAAUCUGCACAAGAACCACCACUGCUGCAAGUGCCCGGAGUGCUACGAGGCGACAAGAAUGGCAGCUCUCCGGCGGAUGGAACCGCAGACCUAUGGUGACUGGCAGCACGAACCUUACGGAUAUGCCGGCUUCAGCUCGCAGACGCUGCCCUCAUCCUCUGCCGCUGCAGGCAAGAGUAAAACCAAGCUCAUCCCCACCUCUCGUGACAGUGGCCCGAUUAAAAGCCAAAACAAAAGCAUACCUAAGGUAAACGGCAACAGCGGGGGCUGGUGGCCGGAGUGCACAUGUACCACACGUGACUGGUAUGAACAGGCAAACCCUCCUCCCAUUAUUGUGAACACGGACUCCUUAGAUUCUGGUCCUUAUGCUAAUGGGAGUGAUGCAAUGUACAAAUACGAAGAGAUAAUCCUGGAACGGGGUAACUCAGGUCUGGGCUUCAGCAUUGCUGGAGGCAUUGACAACCCCCAUGUUCCAGAUGAUCCUGGCAUCUUUAUCACCAAGAUCAUCCCUGGCGGUGCGGCAGCCAUGGAUGGGCGGCUGGGGGUUAAUGAUUGUGUGCUCCGAGUGAAUGAAGUGGAUGUUUCAGAAGUGGUUCACAGUAAAGCAGUAGAGGCACUAAAGGAAGCAGGGCCUGUUGUCCGACUGUUAGUCCGAAGAAGACAGCCACCACCAGAGGCAAUACUGGAAGUGAAUCUUCUUAAAGGACCGAAAGGACUCGGGUUCAGUAUCGCUGGAGGGAUUGGCAACCAGCAUAUUCCUGGAGAUAACAGCAUUUAUAUCACCAAAAUCAUCGAGGGAGGAGCUGCUCAGAAAGAUGGGAGACUGCAGACAGGAGACCGUCUGCUUGCUGUCAACAAUAUCAGUCUGCAGGAUGUCCGUCAUGAAGAGGCUGUGGCAGCUCUGAAGAAUACUUCAGAUAUGGUUUAUCUAAAAGUAGCUAAGCCGGGCGGCAGUCACCUCAAUGAUGUGUAUGCACCGCCUGAUUACGCCAGCACAUUUUCAGCUGUUGCCGAUAAUCAUGUGAACUCUGGCCUGGGUUACAUAGGCGGAGCUGAGAACAAAGUCCCCUACCCACUGCCAGCCAUCACGUCAGGCCGCUACUCACCAGUGCCCCGGCAUGCCAUGAGCGAGGAAGAUUUCACAAGAGAGCCAAGAAAGAUCAUUCUGCACAAGGGCUCUACUGGCUUGGGCUUCAACAUCGUUGGUGGGGAGGAUGGAGAAGGCAUUUUUGUCUCAUUUAUCCUGGCUGGUGGACCGGCAGACCUGAGUGGAGAACUACGAAGAGGAGAUCGCAUUCUGUCUGUAAAUGGUGUAAAUCUUCGGAGUGCUACACAUGAGCAGGCAGCAGCAGCACUCAAGAGAGCUGGUCAGACCGUGAGCAUCAUUGCACAAUACAGGCCAGAAGAGUACAGCCGCUUUGAGUCCAAGAUCCAUGACCUUCGUGAACAGAUGAUGAACAGCAGCAUGAGCUCGGGCUCGGGCUCCCUGAGAACCAGCGAGAAACGAUCCCUCUAUGUCCGGGCUCUCUUCGACUAUGACAGAACUAAGGACAGCUGCCUUCCAAGCCAGGGUUUGAGCUUCUCAUAUGGUGACAUCCUCCAUGUCAUCAAUGCUUCAGAUGACGAAUGGUGGCAAGCACGGCUGGUGACUCCUCACGGUGAGAGUGAACAGAUCGGUGUCAUCCCCAGCAAGAAAAGAGUUGAAAAGAAAGAGCGAGCGAGGUUAAAAACAGUGAAAUUCCAUGCUCGGCCUGGAGUGAUUGAAAUGAAAGGGUCAGCCAGAACCAAGCGUAAAAAGAGCUUCCUAUUGUCGCGCAAGUUUCCUUUCUACAAGAGCAGAGCGAAUGUUAUGCAGGACCAGGCCAGCUACCAGGACCAAUGUAUGACAUCCAACACCAGUGACAGUGAAAGCAGCUCCAAGGGUCAGGAGGAUACCGUGCUGUCAUACGAAGCAGUGACACGCCAGGAGAUUCAUUACUCUCGUCCUGUAAUAAUUCUGGGACCAGCGAAGGACAGAGUAAACGAUGAUUUAAUAUCCGAGUUCCCCAACAAGUUUGGCUCUUGCGUACCACACACUACCAGGUUGAGACGUGAAGUUGAAGUUGAUGGACAGGACUACCACUUUGUGACAUCUCGGGAGCAGAUGGAGAAGGACAUUCAGGACAACAAGUUUAUCGAAGCUGGUCAAUAUAAUGAUAAUUUGUAUGGCACCAGCAUUCAGUCUGUUCGGGCUGUCGCUGAGAGGGGAAAGCAUUGCAUCCUGGAUGUGUCUGGUAACGCCAUCAAGAGGUUACAGCUUGCAAUGCUCUACCCAAUCGCCAUCUUCAUCAAACCCAGAUCUGUGCAGUCUCUUAUGGAGAUGAAUAAACGACAAACUGAUGAACAGGCAGCUAAAACCUUUGAUAAAGCAAUGAAAUUGGAGCAGGAAUUUGCCGAGUUUUUCACAGCCAUUGUACAGGGAGACUCAUUAGAGGAGAUCUACAACAAAAUUAAACUGGUCAUUGAAGAACAGUCCGGUCCCUACAUCUGGGUCCCAUCAUCUGAAAAACUCUAAAUUUGCCCAACUUUAAUGAGAAGAAAUUGUUGAGGAAAAUGCUCCUUUUAAGAUAUGUUGCAUAUCGCGUUUUAUUGUUCUAAUUAUGUUGUUCUGAAUCCUCACUGUUGCUGUGGCUGUUUCCAUACUGCAUGGUUUUUUAUGGAAUUCCAUCAAAGACAAUGGAAAUACGCUCAGAUUAUUGUAAAGAACAUCAUCAGGGAACAGGACCAGGAUUGGUAAUAACUUUGUACGUUUCUAUUAUCAUAAGAUCAACUGUGAGAGUUUGGUGUUCUGGACAAAGAGAUGGUUUUAUAGAAAAAUUGAUGUCUACGGAGGAUUCCGAUGGUACCGAUCUUUUAAAAAGGAUCUUUUUAAAAUAUCCUAAUGCAGAUGGGUACGAAGAAAAUCCAUGUUACUUCUCUGUGAUUACACGCAAAUCGUGCUUUUAUCCAAUCAACAUUCUUCAUCUCAGGAGGAGAAUGAAAAUAAGAAUUUAAAUCCGUGAUUGUGUUACUGCAGAGAAAAGAAUGAUAAUUUCCAGCGUAUUAAAUUGUACAUUGUUUUACACAUCAAAA